GAUGGACGAAGAGUUUAUAACAGAAGUAACUACAUAUAACUCGUUGGGUGCUUUAUGUCUGAUAUGGCUAGAACUAAUCAAGACACCCCAGGAUCUGCCAGGACCAAGUCAUUAACUAAAGAAGCAAAUGGCUCUACCCCACGUAGGAUCAGAACCCCAGAUUCCAACAGUCUGGGGUAUCUAAGACAGAGGCUAGAAAGAAAGAGUGUAACUAGAAAUCACAUCCAAAAAUUGGGAGAAGAUGAUAGUUUCCAAACCAAGACCAGUCCUACACUAGAAAGAUUGAGAAUGACACCUGGCAGAGUGUUUAAAGAUCGUCAGACCCUAAUUAUGAAGCAUGCUGAAGCAAAGGAUAAGGUGGACAGUCUGAGUGUAGGAGGUGGUGUAGCUAUGUGGCCAGAGAUGGAAAGAAUGAGACUCUCCCGUCAGGACACUGUACAGAUUAUCCUUGUUGCAAUCACUCUAUUGAGUAUUGUGACAGUCAUAUUCAAUUAUCUGCAUGGUGCUGUGAUAUCAAAGUUAUUAUUUUUUUAUGGAAAGCUGAAGACACAUCACUACUCCCACCCAGUUGUCAUGACCACAAAGGAACAUUUCAAUGCAAGCCUCAUCAGCUGGCAUCAGGACUUUACUCAUUUAUUGAAUGAGAUCCACCAAAGUUUUGACGUUAGCAGUGUGCCCCUAACCUACCCAGUUUAUAUUUGCUGCUACGCUGCAGGGCUUGGCACUCUGGUCUAUUAUCUCUAUGAUAGUAUGUUUGCCAAAAAUAAACUCUCGCCCAAGCGGAUAAAGAAAUGGGUCUGGCUGUUGACUGUGAUAGGGACAUGGACAUUAGCCCUGGCUUGCCUGCUUGUAAGUGCCUACCUGGUGGAGACUACCAUUCAGGUCAACAUCCAUCUCCUAAGUGAAGCACUAGGAGAAGCCCUAAAUACUAACCUUGACCUUACAACACUCGGGCAUAUGUUAGACUACUGGAAGGUGCGAUGUCUGCCUCCGACAACAGCAGGGAUGUUGACCAUCUUGGGAAUUGUACCAGUCAAGGAUGUUAUGUAUUAUCUGCAGUACUACAGUUUACCAAUCAUCACUGUUCUCUUUACACCUGUGUUUAAGUUGAUAAUGUCUCUGUACACCAUAUACAACAUAAAGACACACUGA
Ylistrum balloti is the source of this 1152-nucleotide messenger RNA. RefSeq lists its product as uncharacterized. The record is from RefSeq and is a predicted model, not a curated record. The transcript is spliced from 7 exons. NCBI's taxonomy places the organism in Eukaryota, Metazoa, Mollusca, Bivalvia, Pectinida, Pectinidae. The coding region runs from base 55 to 1152 and encodes 365 amino acids.